UAUGCCGAGCUUCAAUAGUGACUCAUCAAAUUCGGAAAAAUCAUUUGAAGAAAUACCAUUAACUCCGCUAGGAACCAACUCCGGAGAAGAUACCGAUACUGACCGACAAAGUGUCGUAAAUGAGGAAAACGUAAGGAGCGCUUUCCCUAAUAUAGCCAAAUCAGGUACCGAACGAAAGAAGUACGAUUGGAUUGAAUUAACCACCAUGAAAAUCCUAUCGCCCAAUAACAACGAAGACAUUCCCACUGAAGAGAUGGAACAGCUAUCAAUGGUUGAAAAUCAUUUUUCGAACGAUGACCAAAAUAGCUCAGGUGGUACGGAACCAAGUAGACAUAAUGUAUCCAAUACAUUAGAAAGUAUUAAUGACAACGAGAGUACCUCUCAUUCAAUAAACGGAGCAAUGGGAAACACACCAUUGGCUGGAAUGGUUGAAGGUGGCGCGAGCCUAACCGCGGGUUUGGGAAACGUAUCGUUGGAAAGUAUUUUUGCUGCGGCGGAACUUGAAAAUAAUAAAAAAGUAAAUUUCGAGUUAAAGUUAAACAGAAGAAAUAAUACUAAAAGAGAAUUUAAAAGUAAAAGUAAACACUCUGACGCUGCACCAUGUCCAGGCAUGCAAACACUCUCCUUAGAUAAUACUCCGGGACAAGGUGACGCUAAUUCAUCCAUGAGCAGUGCCGCAAAUUCAGGCCGGAGUUCGGUUUCAUGGGAUGAUACUGAUGUUUCAUCAAACCGAGUAGACGAAAGACAAACGACAUUUAGCUUCGAUACAAGUGACGACGAACGGAUGACUCUGCCUAAUAAAAACUAUUUGUUUUCACCGGCGCCAUCAACGACAUUAAAACGUAACCCAGUUUUCAUUGGUGCUCAAGAAAAUGUGUCUCCAUUAACCGAGAGUAUUGUAUGUCAACGUAAUAGAGUAAAAUCAAACGUGAAUGAAAAUGAUAUGAACCAAAAUGGCGAAAGUGUGAACAGUGAUACUGAAAACACAAAUCAGGAAAAUAAAAAUGUUAAUGAAAAUACGGAAAAUACUUCCGUGUCCAUUGAGCAAAAUUCUGACGGAAAUAACGACCAUACUCGUGAUGAUAAUAGUAAUGGAGCAUCCGACAAUUCGACUGGAUUUACCUUUGCUAUAGCAACAGUAAGAUUUCGCCAUAAAAAUGCACAAAAUAAGAAUCGUUCAAGGAAAGUUUUAAAAUUAUGUAAAGAUCACAUUAAAAACGAGCAAAAACCAGAUGAAUCUUGCGCAAAGAGGUUCAAACGAUCUACUUGCUCAGUCGAUAAUGAUGACCAAAAUACAAAUAUAGAUUCGAACGAUAACAUGGAGUAUACCCAUGCUAUGGCUGCUAUUGAUACCCAACCAAAUAGGUUUAAGCACAAUUCAAACCAAAAUGGUGAAGAUGAAUCAACAAACGACUUAAAAACUAGUAUGGAAUAUACCCAUGCUAUGGCUGCUAUCGAUAACCAUCCAAAUAGGAUCAAGCGAAAUUUGAACAAGCCCGACAAACAUGAACCAAAGGCUUUUUCAAGAAAGGACUUAAAUUCCAAUAUGGACAAAUGA
Dimorphilus gyrociliatus is the source of this 1558-nucleotide messenger RNA. The record is from the annotation of a GenBank genome assembly. NCBI's taxonomy places the organism in Eukaryota, Metazoa, Annelida, Polychaeta, Dinophilidae.